This is a messenger RNA of Condylura cristata (star-nosed mole), 1005 nucleotides long. RefSeq names its product RAN, member RAS oncogene family (gene RAN). Gene Ontology annotation, cellular component: nucleus; cytoplasm. Gene Ontology annotation, molecular function: GTPase activity; GTP binding. Lineage: Eukaryota; Metazoa; Chordata; Mammalia; Eulipotyphla; Talpidae. The record is from RefSeq and is a predicted model, not a curated record. Gene Ontology annotation, biological process: protein import into nucleus; ribosomal subunit export from nucleus. Bases 17 to 667 code for a protein of 216 amino acids. The transcript has 6 exons.
CCGCAGGGACACCGCGAUGGCCGCCCAGGGAGAGCCCCAGGUCCAAUUCAAACUCGUGUUGGUGGGUGACGGUGGGACUGGGAAGACCACCUUUGUGAAGCGUCAUUUGACCGGAGAGUUCGAGAAGAAGUAUGUAGCGACUCUGGGCGUCGAGGUGCACCCGCUCGUGUUCCACACCAACAGAGGGCCCAUCAAGUUCAAUGUGUGGGACACGGCUGGCCAGGAGAAGUUCGGCGGCCUGAGGGAUGGCUAUUACAUCCAAGCCCAGUGUGCCAUUAUAAUGUUUGAUGUAACAUCGAGAGUUACCUACAAGAAUGUGCCUAACUGGCAUAGAGAUCUGGUACGAGUAUGUGAAAACAUCCCUAUUGUGUUGUGUGGCAACAAAGUGGACAUUAAGGACAGGAAAGUUAAGGCAAAAUCAAUUGUCUUUCACCGAAAGAAGAAUCUUCAGUACUAUGACAUCUCUGCCAAAAGUAACUACAACUUUGAGAAGCCCUUCCUUUGGCUUGCUAGAAAACUAAUUGGAGAUCCUAACUUGGAGUUUGUUGCCAUGCCUGCCCUUGCUCCACCAGAGGUUGUCAUGGACCCAGCUUUGGCAGCACAGUAUGAGCACGAUUUAGAGGUUGCUCAGACAACUGCACUCCCGGAUGAGGACGAUGACCUGUGAGAGGAUGAAGCUGGAGCCCAGCGUCAGAAGUCUAGUUUUAUAGGCAACUGUCCUGUGAUGUCAGUGGUGCAGCGUGUUUGCCACUUUAUUAUAUAGCUAAGCAGAACAUGUGCUUAAUUUUUGGGAUGCUGAAGGAGAUGAGUGGGCUUCGGAGUGAAUGUGGCAGCAUUUAGCUGUUUCGGAACAUAGUUGUUUCCUUUUUGAGUUUCAAAUAUGACUGCUAUAAGUCACAUCACAACAUUCAGUGGUGAAAUUCUGUUUGUUACUGUCAUUCCCAAUUUCUUUUCGUUUAGAAUCAGAAUAAAGUUGCAUUUCAAAUAUCUAAGCAAGUGAAUUCA